Molecule: messenger RNA, 462 nt
Organism: Cladocopium goreaui
Lineage: Eukaryota; Dinophyceae; Suessiales; Symbiodiniaceae
Source: the annotation of a GenBank genome assembly
AUGCAGAUUGCGUUGAACUCCGUACCAAGUGCCAGACCUGCAGAGCCUAUGACUCCGACAGUUGACAAACUUGGCAAAGUUGGUAAGGAGAAGCUCAGAAAAACGUCCAGAGCGGUGUCGGAACAGCGAAAAGCCGAGCAGUUCCUCAAGGAGAUGGACCUCAUUGACUUUCUGCAUGUGAAUGAUUUCUUCGGAGACAACGUGAAUGAACCACGAUUGGGGCAUUUUGGACGAAAGGAGCAGGUGUGGCCCAUUCACAUUGCCGCUGAGCUGGGUGAUGCCGAUCUCUUACGCCGCUUGCUUCGAGCAAAAGCAGAUGCGACACAGGAGACGUCUGCAGGUCGAAGGGCCAUAGACCUGGCGGCAGAAGCGGAUCAAAGGGGCUCCCAUGGGCAAGUCAUAGAUCUCCUUCGGGCAGGUGUGACGUGCUGUUCUGCUCGUGAAGCAUUGACCUUGCUUUGA